CGUCUCUACGCUGCGGAACGCCUCGCCCACCAUGUCCACGUUUUCGUCCAACAUGGUGACCCGUAUGGAGAACGACGACCACGACCUGCGGUACAUGGCUGUGUCUGACCUCAAGCGCGAGCUGGAAAGCGAUGGCUUUCCCUGCAGGCCUUCCGACGCCAGUCACCUCGUCAAUGGCACUGUCCGUCUUCUCGGCGACUCGUCGCGUGAUGUCCGCGCCCUUGCUGUGGAUGUCUUCCCGCUUCUGGUCAAGGUCUAUGGAACCAAUGCUGUCCGAUCGCUCAUUCCCGCCCUCACCUCCAACAUGCUCUCGGAGAAGGAAGAGCUUCGUGAUGUCUCGGCCAUGGGCCUCUCGGUCAUUGUCACCGAGCUGGCUAUCGACUCGCCGGAUGCAACGCUUGUAUGUGAGCUGGCCAUCGGCCCACUGGUCCAAGGCCUCCGCUCCAGCAACUCGGACGUCAACAUCCGUGCGCUGGAAGUCACCUCGGCCGUCCUCGCCAAGUUUUGCGCCCGCGUCGUCGACGCCCACAAAGUUCUGCUCGACGCCCUGCUGAGCCUCACGGAUGCGACGCGGGAGACGGUGCGGAAGCAUACCGUGACCUCGAUUGGCUAUCUGACUGCCUCGCUCUCGCCUGACCUCUUCUCGCACCUCUUCGACUACCUCGUCGACACGCUCGCGGACAACGGCGCCUCGGGCACCAAGCGGAAGACGCUGGUGGCCUGUCUCGCGGCCGUGACUGACACUGUCGGCCCGCGGGUUGCCCAGCGACUUGGUGACAUCAUCCAGCUCUCGAAGCGCCUUGUCGUCGACCCGGUUGGUCGCGACCACGACAUGCUCGCCGUCGAAGUCACUGACGCGGUCAUCCGGCUCUACACUGCACUGGUCCGCCGCUGCCCGGCCGCCGUCGCCAUCCACCUCGACACGAUCAUUGAGGCGUGCGUGGCGUUCAUCGCGUUUGACCCCAACUACCAGGACGAUGACGACGACGAUGAGAAUCCGUCGGACGAGGACUCUGACUAUGACGAGUACGACGAGUACGACGACGAUGACAUGUCCGACGACGAGGACAUCUCGUGGAAGGUCCGCAAGGCGUCGGCCAAGUGCCUCGCCGCCAUGGUUGAGACCCGGCCUUCGAUGCUCCCGCACUUUUACUCGGUCAUCUGUCCAGUUCUUGUCAAGCGGUUCAAGGAACGGCAGGACGCAGUCAAGGCCGAUGUCUUUGCCGCCUUUGUCACACUUGUCAAGACGACCGCCAACGUCUCGCAGCGCGGCGCUUCGUCAUCGGACUCGGCCUCGCUCAGUCUCCUUGUCGCUGCGCUCCCGGCGGUGGCCAAGUCGCUCGCACCGCAGCUGACCAAGUCGCCGCGCGCCCGCGAGGCCGCUGUCGCGGUGGUUCUCCAGCUUGCCACCGUCCUGCCCAACGAGCUCGAGUCGACGCUCCCGCUCUUUGUCCCGCGCCUCGUCAAGGUCCUCAAUGAGGCCGACGCCGACGCCAACGCGCUCCGGGUCGACGUCUGCACCGUCCUCCGCUCGCUCCUCGCGAACGCAGGUCCAACCGCCUUUGUUCCGUUCCGCGCCCAUCUCAUUGCCGCCAUCCUCCCGCUCCUCUCCGACUCGAACUUCAAGAUCAUCUCGGGUGGGCUGCAGGUUCUCGAGCUGCUCGUUGCAGUCCUCGCCGCUGACCCGCCGGCCGCCGACAACCUCGAGGCUGUGCUCGACGGCACCAUUGCAGCGCUCAAGGGCGAGUCGGACCGUCACGUCAAGACACACGGGCUUGCCGCGCUGGGCGCCACCGUCGCUGCCGCCGCGCACACGCUCGGCAGCUCGCGGGUGGGCGACGCGCUGCCGCUCUUUGUGGCGUCUGUCCAGAACGCGCUGCUUGACGUCCGCGUCGCCGCCGUCUCGGCUCUCGGCACCGUGUUCAGUGCCCCGGCGGCUGCCGGCGUCUUUGACGUCAGCGCUGCGGCCUCGGUCCUCCAAGACGAGCUUACCGGCUUCCUCCGCAAGUCGGACCGUGCGCUCGUGGCAGCUGCACUCACCACCACCAAGGCCAUGGUUGCCUUUGCGCCGGCGACCUUUAACGACUCGACGGUCGUCGCGCUCGGCACCGAGGCCGCUGCGCUUGUCUCCGAGGCCGAUCUCGGCCUCGCCACCCUUGCUGCCGACCUGCUGGUGGCUCUGGUCGACGGCGCUUCUGCGCAAGUCGCGGCGCAGCUGUAUCGCCUUGUCUCCCAGCCCGUUAUGGCGCUCCUCUCGACCGCGGUGGUCCAGGGUGCCUCGCUGCAGGUCCUGGUCCAGCUCCUAGAGGCGGCGGUGGCCAAGUCUGCAGUAGGCGUUGAUGCUGUUGUCGAUGCUCUUGUCGCGUGCGGGACCGACGGUGACUCGCCGCUCCCGCGGCAGGCAUACACCUCGCUGGCGACUGCCAUCGCCGGUGUCCUCAACGCUGCGGCCGCCAUCGAGAGUCACCUCGCGCAGUUUGCUACUGUUGCUGGUGACGGGAAUGGGAGUGAGGCCUCGCGUGUCCUUGCGCUCUACGUCCUCGGCCAGAUUGGCGUCCGCCACUCGACCGCUUCGGCCAAGGAUGAGCUCGCACGCGCAGCCAUGAGCGUCUUUGACGCCGAGUCGGAGCGGAUCAAGGCUGCUGGCGCGUACGCGCUCGGGAAGCUCGCAGUCUCGGCGCCGGACGCGUAUCUCCCGCGCAUGUUUGAGGUCAUGGACGGCGCGAGUGGACAGACCCAGUUCCUUGUCCUCACCGCCUUUAAGGAGUUUGUCGACACGGCGCUUAAGAUCCCUUCAAGCAACGCGCUCGCUGGUGUCAAGACAAGCCUCUGGCCAGUUCUCGUGGCCUCGGCGGCGUCGGACGAGGUUGGAACCCGUAACGUGGCCUCCGAGUGCCUCGGCCUUCUGGUUGCAUCGAAUAUGGCCGACAUGGCGCCGGCGCUGGCCGAGCUUGUCGCCUCGGAGCAGGCGCAUGUCCGUGGCGGCGCGGUCUCGGCCCUCAAGUCGGUGCUCGCAGCAUCGGGCGCCGACGCCGCGCUUGCGCCGUUUCUCCCGACCUUCUUUGCGCUCAUCGCCGACCCGUCUGUCGAAGUCCGCCGGCUGGCGGUCAAGACCUUCACGUUCUUUAUCAACCGCGCCCCGGCGCUGGUCUGCGACCUCGUCCCGGACCUCCUCCCGCAGCUUUACGACGAGCUGCCGGUCAAGAAGGAGCUUAUCCGCGAGCUCAAGCUCGGCAUCAUGACCGUUAAGGUCGACGACGCCGAGCUCAACCGCAAGGCCGCGCUCGAGUGCUUCCACGUUCUUGUCCUCGUCGCGCUCGACAAGAUCAACGUCCACGAGCUGGUGCCCAAGCUCAUGGCCGGGUUUGGCGACCGGCUCACCGACAACGCCAUCCUCUGCCACACCAUUCUCACCGAGCUCGCCAGCCUCGUCCCUGCAGCGCUCCUCGAAGUGGUCGAUGCUCUCAUCAAGGCCUUUACCAAGACCCUCAAGGACCGCCCGUGGAGCAAGGCCGCCAAGGACGUCGACGCCUUUGCCGCCCUCAUCAACGCCACUCUCCGCACCAUCCACACACUCCACCCGCUCGCCCUCGCCGCGGACUCGUCCGGCAAGUGGCGCGCAUUUGAGGCCUCGGUCGCCGCCGGCAAGUGGGCCUCGCAGUACGCCGUGGUCUGCGGCCGCGAGGUCGAGGCACCUGCCGGUGCCAGUGGCUGA
Messenger RNA from Thecamonas trahens ATCC 50062, 3715 nucleotides. Its product is annotated as Cullin-associated NEDD8-dissociated protein 2. Gene Ontology annotation, cellular component: nucleus. The record is from RefSeq and is a predicted model, not a curated record. Lineage: Eukaryota; Apusomonadida; Apusomonadidae. Gene Ontology annotation, biological process: SCF complex assembly; protein ubiquitination. The coding region runs from base 32 to 3715 and encodes 1227 amino acids. The transcript has a single exon.